ACAAGAAUAUUUCUGCGCAUGAUUAGAAUUUACUUGAUGGAUACCUUCCGGAAGACCGCCGGGCCACCUUCACGCUCCUCCUCCACCACCUCCGGCCAUGUCUAAGUACGGCACUAUCCCCUCCUCCUCCACUCCGCCGCCCGAAGGCUCCUCCACGCUCGACUUCAUCUCCCGCGCCAAGGCGCGCGGCGCGUCGGCGCUGGCGACGCGCCGGCCCUGGCGCGAGCUCGCGGACCCGCGCGCGCUCUCCGUUCCGCGGGGCCUCGCCGACGCCUACCGCCGCGCACGCGCCAACCUCGCGCACUUCGCCUCUAACUACGCCAUCCUCGUCCUCGGCGUCAUCUUCCUCUCCCUGCUUUGGCACCCCGUCUCCCUGCUGGUCUUCCUGGCCUGCAUGGUCGCCUGGCUGUUCCUCUACUUCCUCCGCGACGAACCGCUCGUGCUCUGCGGCCGCGCCGCCGGGGAAGGCGUGGUCCUCGCCGUGCUCUCGGUGCUCACGCUCGUGCUGCUGCUGCUCACCGGCGCCACGGCCAACAUCCUCACGUCCCUGCUCGUCGGUCUCGUCCUCGUCCUGCUCCACGCCGUGCUGCACCGCGCUGCCGACAGCAUCGACGCGGAGGCUGGGCGGUGGUACACGCCCGUGCCGCCCUCCACCUAGUAGGGUUCAUGCGGCAGUCCCAGAGAGCGGCGAGCAACCGAAAUGGUGGGAGAAAAAUGCUGGCCCAAACAUGAUUGACAUCCACUCCACACAGGAGUUCUUGGAUGCACUGAGAGAUGCUGGAGACAGGCUUGUUAUUG
Phragmites australis (common reed) is the source of this 798-nucleotide messenger RNA. Its product is annotated as PRA1 family protein F2-like. Gene Ontology annotation, biological process: vesicle-mediated transport. NCBI's taxonomy places the organism in Eukaryota, Viridiplantae, Streptophyta, Magnoliopsida, Poales, Poaceae. Gene Ontology annotation, cellular component: endoplasmic reticulum; Golgi apparatus. The record is from RefSeq and is a predicted model, not a curated record. Bases 98 to 658 code for a protein of 186 amino acids. The transcript has 2 exons.